Molecule: messenger RNA, 9341 nt
Organism: Coregonus clupeaformis (lake whitefish)
Lineage: Eukaryota; Metazoa; Chordata; Actinopteri; Salmoniformes; Salmonidae
Product: neurobeachin-like
Exons: 60
Coding region: 235-9021 (2928 amino acids)
Biological process (GO): intracellular protein localization
Cellular component (GO): cytosol; membrane
Molecular function (GO): protein kinase binding
Source: RefSeq, a predicted model, not a curated record
CUGUUCAGAUUACCAGAAGACGUCUGUGUACAGGGAAGGACACGGCUCGUUCUACCCUCAUUAAAUUAUUACCAGAUUGCAGUUCAUAUUCGCGCACGGCAGAGAGAGUGGAUGUAACCGGUAGAGCGGUUUCCUUUUCGUCAGGCUCUUCCAGAAUCUUCUAUUUUUUCUCAUGUUUAAUUGAUGCAGUUGAACAGCGAUUAAAACAGGUGACAUCGAUCUGGUUGAAAGGACAUGACAAGUGAGAGGCCGGCGGUGAAGAUGCCGGGUAUGGUGUCUCUUUCGGACUGUCAAAUCCCCCCGGGUCAUGGGCAGCCAGGGGGCUCUGGUACCCGGGAAAUAAUGGUAUCUGGCUCGGGUUCUAUGGUUCUACCGGCCGGGAUGAUCAACCCGCAGGUUCCCAUCCGGAAUAUCAAGAUGAAAUUCGCGGUUCUGAUCGGAUUGAUCCAGGUGGGGGAGGUUAGCAACAGGGAUAUCGUGGAGACUGUGCUCAACCUGCUGGUGGGGGGUGAGUUUGACCUGGAGCAGAACUUCAUCAUAGCGGCAGCGGAGAGCCUUGGCUGUAUGGUAGAGCUGUUGGAGCACUGUGAUGUGACCUGCCAGGCUGAGGUGUGGUCCAUGUUCACAGCCAUCCUCAGGAAGAGUGUCCGUAACCUCCAGAACAGCACUGAGGUGGGCCUCAUAGAGCAGGUGCUGCUGAAGAUGAGCUCCGUUGACGACAUGAUCGCAGACCUGCUGGUGGAUAUGUUAGGAGUGCUGGCCAGCUACAGCAUCACAGUGAAGGAGCUCAAACUGCUGUUCAGUAUGCUGAGGGGAGACCGAGGACUCUGGCCGAGGCAUGCAGUGAAGCUGCUGUCUGUUCUGAACCAGAUGCCUCAGAGACACGGUCCAGACACUUUCUUCAACUUCCCCGGACGCAGUGCUGCGGCCAUAGCGCUGCCUCCCAUUGCUAAGUGGCCUUACCAGAACGGUUUCACUCUCAACACCUGGUUCAGAAUGGACCCUCUAAACAACAUCAAUGUAGACAAAGACAAACCAUAUCUCUACUGCUUUCGCACCAGUAAAGGAAUCGGCUACUCUGCACAUUUCGUGGGCAACUGUCUGAUCGUGACAUCACUGAAGUCUAAAGGCAAAGGCUUCCAGCACUGUGUCAAGUAUGACUUUCAACCUAGGAAGUGGUACAUGAUCAGCAUCGUCCAUAUCUACAACCGCUGGAGGAACAGUGAGAUCCGUUGCUAUGUCAACGGUCAGCUGGUCUCCUAUGGCGACAUGGCCUGGCACGUCAACACCAGCGACAGUUAUGAUAAGUGCUUCCUGGGUUCGUCAGAGACAGCUGAUGCUAACAGGGUGUUCUGUGGUCAGCUGGGGGCCAUCUAUGUGUUCUCUGAGGCUCUCAACCCAGCUCAGAUAUUUGCCAUUCAUCAGCUGGGAGCGGGCUAUAAGAGUACGUUUAAGUUUAAGUCAGAGAGUGACAUCCACCUGGCGGAGCACCAUAAGCAGGUCCUGUAUGAUGGGAAGCUGGCCAGCUCCAUCUCCUUCACCUACAACGCCAAGGCUACCGACGCCCAGCUCUGCCUGGAGUCAUCGCCCAAGGAGAACACCUCCAUCUUCGUCCACUCACCCCACGCCCUUAUGCUACAGGAUGUGAAGGCCAUAGUGACCCACUCCAUCCACAGUGCCAUCCACUCAAUAGGAGGGAUCCAGGUGCUGUUCCCUCUCUUCUCCCAGCUGGACUACCAUCAACCCAACGCCCAGCACAACUACCAGCACCAUGAGACCCAGCUGGAGACUACCGUUUGUGCCACCCUCCUGGUGUUCCUGGUUGACCUGUUGAAGAGUUCGGUGGCGAUGCAGGAACAGAUGCUGGGAGGGAAAGGAUUCCUUGUAAUCGGGUUUCUGCUGGAGAAGUCCUCCAGGGUCCACAUCACGCGUGCGGUCCUGGAGCAGUUCCUGUCCUUCGCUAAGUACCUGGACGGGUUAACCCAUGGAGCGCCACUCCUCAAACAGCUCUGUGACCACAUCCUGUUCAACGCAGCCAUCUGGAUACACACCCCCGCCAAGGUCCAGCUCUCUCUGUACACGUACCUGUCUGCAGAGUUUAUCGGCACGGCAACCAUCUACACCACCAUCCGUCGUAUUGGGACAGUGCUGCAGCUGAUGCACAGUCUGAAGUACUACUACUGGACCUGCAACCCUGAGGCCAGCAGUGGCAUUACACCUAAAGGACUGGAUGGUCCAAGGCCCACCCAGCAGGAGAUCAUCUCUCUCAGGGCUUUCAUGUUGCUGUUCCUCAAACAACUCAUCCUCAAGGACCGAGGCGUGAAGGAGGAUGAGCUGCAGAGUAUCCUGAACUACCUGCUAACCAUGCAUGAGGAUGAUAAUAUCCAUGAUGUUCUUCAGCUGGUAGUGGCUCUGAUGUCAGAACACCCAGCCUCCAUGAUUCCAGCCUUCGACCAGAGGAACGGCAUACGGGUGAUGUACAAGCUGCUGGCCUCUAAGACUGAGAGCAUCAGAGUCCAGUCCCUCAAAGUCCUGGGAUACUUCCUCAAACACCUGGGACACAAAAGGAAGGUUGAGAUCAUGCACACACACAGUCUCUUCACUCUCCUGGGGGAGAGGCUGAUGCUUCACACUAAUACUGUGUCUGUGACCAUCUACAACACGCUGUACGAGAUCCUGACGGAGCAGGUGUGUACACAGGUCGUCCACAAACCCCACCCUGAACCAGACUCUACAAUCAAGAUACAGAACCCCAUGAUCCUUAAGGUAGUAGCGACCCUGUUGAAGAGCUCGUCCCCCAGCGUUGAGCUGAUGGAGGUUCGACGUCUCUUCCUCUCAGACAUGAUCAAACUGUUCAGCAACAGCCGCGAAAACCGACGGUGUCUGUUGCAGUGUUCAGUAUGGCAGGACUGGAUGUUCAGUCUGGGCUAUAUCAACCCUAAAAACCCAGAGGAACAGAAGAUGAUGGAGAUGGUCUAUAACAUCUUCAGGAUCCUGCUCUACCAUGCCAUCAAGUAUGAGUGGGGAGGUUGGAGGGUCUGGGUGGAUACACUCUCCAUCGCUCACUCCAAGGUAACGUACGAGGCCCAUAAGGAGUACCUGGCUAAGAUGUAUGAGGACUACCAGCGUCAGGAGGAGGAGAACAUUAAGAAGGGGAGGAAGGGUCUGGUCAGCACCAUCUCAGGCCUGCAGGACCUCCAGGCCGGGGGCAUCCAGGGAAACAUGGAGAUCAGAGAGAUAGACGACCACUCCCAGACACAGACCCCGGAGAGCGAGGCCGACUACCCCGAGACCCCCGGCCACCCCCGGAACAUACUGUCGGAGGGGAAGACGAGGGAGGAGGGGGGGCUCGGGGGGACAGGGAGGACGGGGAGGACGGGGUCAGGGGUCAGAGUGGAGGUUCAUGACCUGUUGGUGGACAUCAAGGCUGAGAAGGUGGAAGCGACGGAGGUGAAGCUGGAUGACCUGGACCUGUCUCCAGAGCCGCUGGGCAUGACAGUGGGUGUGGCUGGGGGUGUUGUCUCUGAGGACAGGGGCGGGGCAUUGGUCCAGGUGGACUCCCUAUUGGACAACGUGUACUGUGCUGCUGUAGAGAAGCUGAGCAGCAGUGCUGCCAGCGGAGUACUGGUACCCAACGCAACCGUCGCUGUCGUCCCCGACAACCACAACACCGGUCCCCUCAUCACCCUCGCUGACGACGACAAGGACAAUCUCCCUAGCAACAGCAGCGUCCUGUUUGGCCAGGAGGAGCCCCUGGUCCUGCCAAGUCCUGGUUCUAACCCAGAUCCAGACCCCGAGUCCCCAAUCCCACCAGGCCACAGCCAUAACCUGGGCCUGCUGGCCCACAUGACGGGCAGCUCUGAGCUGGGUACCGUCGGCACGGUCACUCCUGGUGGUCCGAUCAGCAGCAUCCUGGAGGAGGAGAGGUUUAAGCUCCAGACCACCCUGGGUGAUGUCACCUCCAUGCCCAGGGAAGAGGCCUGCUCUAAGGGGUCAGAGUUCACAGAGAAGGGGGCUGGAGCUAGAGCUGGAGGGUCUGGGGUGUCGGAGGGGGGCGAGCCUUUGGCUGGUGGGAAAGGUUGUGGGGCGGAUGCAGUCAGCACCACCUCAGACACAGAGAGGUCAGACGACGGAAAGGACAAGGAGGUUAAGAAGAUACAGACCACUACUACUACACAGUCCCUCCAUGGUCGUACAGCAGCCCAGUUAGAGCGUGACCUGCGUGUGGACCUGGGCUUCAGAGGGAUGCCCAUGACCGAGGAGCAGCGUCGCCAGUUCAGCCCUGGCCCUCGCACCACCAUGUUCCGCAUCCCAGAGUUCAAAUGGUCGCCCAUGCACCAGCGCCUCCUCACCGACCUGUUGUUGGCCCUGGAGACAGACGUCCACAUCUGGAGGAGCCAUUCAACCAAAUCCGUCAUGGACUUUGUCAACAGCAAUGAGAACAUCAUCUUUGUCCACAACACCAUCCACCUCCUCUCUCAGAUGGUUGACAACAUCAUCAUCGCCUGUGGAGGGAUCCUUCCUCUGCUCUCCGCUGCCACCUCUCCUUCUAGUACCCAGGUUAGUGCAUAUGCUGCUGAGUUGGAGAACAUCGAGGCGACCCAGGGCAUGUCUUCAGAGACAGCUGUGUCCUUCCUGUCCCGUCUCAUGGCCAUGGUGGACGUUCUGGUGUUCGCCAGCUCACUCAACUUCUCUGAGAUAGAGGCUGAGAAGAACAUGUCCUCUGGAGGCCUGAUGAGACAGUGUCUUCGACUGGUGUGUUGUGUAGCAGUGAGGAACUGUCUGGAUGUUAGACAGAGACAGAGGGACAGAGGGACCAACAGUAAGAGCCACGACAACCUCUAUGGUGCAGCAUCUGCCAACAAGGACCCUGACAGACUUCUACAGGACGUCGACAUCAACCGUCUGAGAGCUGUCGUAUUCCGGGAUGUGGAUGACAGUAAGCAGGCCCAGUUCUUGGCCCUAGCGGUGGUAUACUUCAUCUCUGUCCUCAUGGUGUCAAAGUACCGGGACAUCCUGGAACCCCAGAGAGAGACCAACAGGUUGAUCAGCCAAUCAGCAUGCAGCAAUCGCCACGAGAUCAACUCACCUACCAGCUCAGAGACCCCCCUGGCGUACCCUGACCACAGUAAGGAGCCCCCCACCCCUGUAGAGGAGCUCCACAUACAGAGAGGCUCUCUGCCGCACACUGACUCUGGCAUUGGAGAGGAACAGGUGGCCAGUGUGUUAAACGGAGCAGACCUGAACCCCUCAGGACCCGUGCGAGCUGACGCCAUGUCCUCCCUGCUCGGCAGCCUCUCCUCUGGGGAGAAGCAUAGCCAAGAGUCCCUCUUGGAGCCACCUGGCCUGGAGGUCCUAAGGACCGCCUCCUCCAUCUCCUCCAUCAGCCAUUCAAACAUCAACGUCCGAGAGAUCCUGAAGAGCCUAGUGGCUGGGCCUGUAGAGAUGGCGGAGCCUAGACCAGAGCCCCUCCCCUACCCCGAUCCUGCUGUACAGAGAGAGACCCAUCACCCCAUGCUGCCCAUGCAGUUCCACUCCUUUGACAGGAGUGUGGUGGUCCCAGUGAAGAAGCCUCCACCAGGCAGUCUGGCUGUGAACACGGUUGGACACGCAUCCUCCAGCAGCCUGGCAACAGGCUCCACCCCCAACAUCUUUGCUGCAGCCUCCAACACCCCCAAGAGCAUGAUCAACACCACUGGAGCUACAGACUUGGCCUCCUCUUCCUCCACCUCUUCCUCAUCCUUCGUCAACGGGGCCACCAGUAAGAACCUGCCUGCAGUCCAGCCGGUGGCACCCAUGCCUGAAGACACAGUGGAGAACAUGAGUAUCACUGCUAAGUUGGAGCGUGCGCUGGAGAAGGUGGCUCCCCUGCUCAGGGAGAUCUUUGUGGACUUUGCGCCGUUCCUCUCUAGGACCCUCUUGGGAAGCCAUGGCCAGGAGCUGCUCAUAGAAGGUCUGGUGUGUAUGAAGUCCAGCACCUCCGUAGUAGAACUAGUCAUGCUGCUCUGCUCUCAGGAGUGGCAGAACUCGAUCCAGAAAAAUGCCGGCCUCGCCUUCAUCGAGCUCAUCAACGAGGGAAGAUUGCUGUGUCAUGCUAUGAAGGACCACAUCGUGCGUGUUGCCAACGAGGCAGAGUUCAUCCUCAACAGACAGACAGCAGAAGACGUCCAUAAACAUGCAGAGUUUGAGUCCAACUGUGCCCAGUACGCUGCUGAUAGGAGGGAGGAGGAGAAGAUGUGUGAUCACCUGAUCAGCGCUGCCAAGCACAGAGACCAUGUGACUGCCAACCAGCUCAAGCAGAAGAUCCUCAACAUCCUCACCAAUAAGCAUGGAGCCUGGGGCAGCCUGGCACAGAGUCAGCUGAAUGACUUCUGGCGUCUGGACUACUGGGAGGACGACCUACGGAGGAGGCGGAGAUUCGUACGGAACCCCUUUGGCUCCACCCACUUGGACAUUCCCUGCAAGACGCUGGACGACUAUGGCAGCGAAGAGGAUGAGUUGGUCAAGUCGAAGAAGGGGUUCCGCAGCCAGGCAGUAGCCAAUCAGAGCCCAGAGACUGACCUGAUGUUGGAUGGAGACGAUGACAAUGCCAGUCUGCUGCAGGAGAAGGAGAUGGACAACCUGGCUGGCCCAGUGGUCCUCAGCACCCCGGCCCAGCUCGUGGCCCCGGUAAUAGUGGCGCGAGGGACGCUCUCCAUCACGACGACCGAGAUCUAUUUCGAAGUGGAUGAGGAUGACCCCUCCUUCAAACGGCUUGACUCCACGGUCCUGGCGUACUCAGAGGGUCUGCAUGGUAAAUGGAUGUUCAGUGAGAUCAGAGCGGUCUUCUCCAGGCGAUACCUGCUCCAGAACACUGGCCUGGAGGUCUUCAUGGCCAACAGGACGUCAGUGAUGUUUAACUUCCCAGACCAAGCCACAGUGAAGAAGGUGGUCUAUUGUCUACCCAGGGUCGGAGUGGGAACCAGCUAUGGCCUACCACAAGCCAGGCGUAUCUCCAUGGCGACGCCCCGGCAGCUCUUCAAGUCGUCCAACAUGACCCAGCGCUGGCAGAGGAGGGAGAUCUCCAACUUCGAGUAUCUCAUGUUCCUCAACACCGUCGCAGGGAGGACCUACAACGAUCUGAACCAGUACCCCGUGUUUCCCUGGGUUCUCACCAACUAUGAGUCCGAGGAGCUGGACCUCACCCUGCCGGGCAACUUCAGAGAUCUCUCCAAGCCAAUCGGAGCGUUGAACCCGAAGCGUGCAGUGUUCUAUGCAGAGCGCUACGAGACGUGGGAAGAGGACCAGACCCCCCCAUAUCACUACAACACCCACUACUCCACCGCUAACUCCACCCUGCUCUGGCUGCUCAGGAUAGAGCCUUUCACCACGUUCUUCCUGAAUGCUAACAACAACAAGUUUGACCAUCCAGACCGGACCUUCUCAGCCAUCACCCGCUCCUGGAGGCACUGCCAGAGAGACACCUCAGACGUCAGGGAGUUGAUUCCAGAGUUCUACUACCUGCCAGAGAUGUUUGGUAACAGUAAUGGUUACCACCUGGGCCAGAGGGAGGACGGCAUCAUGGUGUGUGAUGUGGAGCUGCCUCCCUGGGCCAACAAGCCUGAGGACUUUGUCAGGAUCAACCGGAUGGCCCUGGAAAGUGAGUUUGUGUCGUGUCAGCUGCAUCAGUGGGUUGACCUUAUUUUCGGCUACAAGCAGCGCGGGCCCGAGGCGGUGCGCGCCCUCAACGUCUUUCACCACCUGACCUACGAGGGUUCCGUCAGCCUGGACAGCAUCACUGACCCCGCCCUCAGAGAGGCGAUGGAGCAGCAGAUUCUGAUUGUUGGACAGACUCCGUCUCAGUUGCUCAUCGAGCCACAUCCUCCUCGCAGCUCGGCCAUGCACCUGUGUUUCCUUCCCCAGAGCCCUCUAAUGUUUAAGGACCAGAUGCAGCAGGAUGUGAUCAUGGUGUUGAAGUUCCCCUCCAACUCCCCGGUGACACACGUAGCAGCCAACACCCUGCCACACCUCUCUGUCCCUGCCGCUGUCACCGUCACCUGCAGCAGACUGUUCGCUGUCAACCGCUGGCACAACACCGUCGGUUUGAGAGGAGCGCCAGGUUACUCCCUAGAACAGGCCCACCACCUGCCCAUAGAGAUGGACCCUCUGAUUGCCAACAACUCUGGGAGUAAUAAGCGUCAGAUCACAGACCUGGUGGAUCAGAGCAUCCAGAUCAACACACACUGUUUCGUGGUUACCGCCGACAACCGCUACAUCCUGGUCUGUGGCUUCUGGGACAAGAGCUUCAGAGUCUACUCCACCGAGACAGGUAAGCUGACCCAGAUAGUGUUUGGCCACUGGGACGUGGUGACGUGUCUGGCCAGGUCAGAGAGCUACAUCGGGGGAGACUGCUACAUCGUGUCAGGGUCCAGAGACGCUACGCUGCUACUGUGGUACUGGAGCGGACGGCACCACAUCAUAGGAGACAACCCCAACAACAGUGACUACCCGGCACCGCGAGCUGUGCUGACCGGCCAUGACCAUGAGGUGGUGUGUGUCUCUGUGUGUGCCGAGCUGGGACUGGUCAUCAGUGGAGCCAAAGAGGGUCCAUGUCUUGUCCACACUAUAACAGGGGACCUGCUGCGGGCCCUGGAGGGCCCAGAUAACUGCCUGUGUCCCCGCCUCAUAUCGGUGUCCAGCGAGGGCCACUGUAUCAUCUGCUACGAGAGAGGACGCUUCUGUAACUUCAGCAUCAACGGAAAACUACUGGCUCAGAUGGAGGUCAACGACUCAACACGGGCCAUUAUGCUGAGUAGUGAUGGUCAGAACCUGGUGACAGGAGGAGACAACGGGGUGGUGGAGGUGUGGCAGGCCUGUGACUUCAAACAACUCUACAUCUACCCAGGCUGUGAUGCUGGUGUCCGCGCCAUGGACCUCUCUCACGACCAGAGGACUCUCAUCACUGGCAUGGCAUCCGGUAGCAUUGUGGCGUUCAACAUCGACUUCAACCGGUGGCACUACGAGCACCAGAACAGAUACUGAGGGUUACAAAGACAGAGGCAGUACAACAUGGCUGCUGUUUUGGAGGACACCUGGACACCACUGUUAACUACUGUUAACCAACUAUACAGGUUAGCUGCUGUUAACUACCUACACAAGUUAACUAGGGUUAACUAACUCCCGGUAUAAGAGUUAACUAAUGUUAACUAACCGUACAGGUCAACUACAAGUUAACUACAGGUUAACUAACUAACCAUAAACUGUUUACCAGAUUAGUAAUACAGUGUAGGAAUUCAGUGGGGUCCGAAAUUAUUGACACCCUUGAUGAAGAUUAACAAUAAUGACUGUAUAAAAUAAAUAAU